This is a messenger RNA of Lathyrus oleraceus (garden pea), 945 nucleotides long. RefSeq lists its product as uncharacterized. Lineage: Eukaryota; Viridiplantae; Streptophyta; Magnoliopsida; Fabales; Fabaceae. The transcript has a single exon. The record is from RefSeq and is a predicted model, not a curated record. The coding region runs from base 1 to 945 and encodes 314 amino acids.
AUGAGUUCAAAUAUAAGAGAAACACAAACAAAGACAAAAUUCAAAAUAUCAUCGUUGGAAGAGACCUUAAAUCAAUUUAUAUUGACAACACAAAACAAAUUCUUGGAUAUGAAAAUGUUGCAGAAUUCAUUGAAACAAAAUCAUGAGGAACCGCAUCAUUCCCCCGCUCCCAGCAAACAGAAACCCAUAGUUGAACAAAGCAAAAAUCAUGUUGAGGAACCAAAAUCCACACCUAUAGAAGAUGAGGUUUCUGAUGAGACUCUUAAGAAGUGGGAAACACUUGAUAAAUUAAUUGAUAAAGAUUCACCUUUUCAGAGAACAAAAAAUCAAAUCAUCAAUGAACCAAAUCCUCCUUUACCGGAUUACAUUAAACCACCAUAUCCAUCAAAUAAGAAGAAGCCAAAGAGAGAAAUAGAGGUAGGGCAGUUUAAGAAAUUCAUGGAGAUGCUCACAACUUUACAAGUCAAUAUUCCAUUUUGUGAUGCUUUGGAGAAAAUGUCGGUGUAUGCUAAAUUCGUGAAAGGACUCUUGGAUGGUAAACACAAAUGGAAAGAUGAUGAAAAGGUAGUGUUAGCAAAAGAAUGUAGUGCUAUCAUUCAGUGCAAGCUCCCACCUAAAUUAACGAACCCAGGUAGUUUUAUGAUCCAUUUCUCUAUAGGUUCAUUAAAAAUUGGCCAGACACUUUGUGAUUUAGGAGCUAGCAUAAAUUUGAUGUCGUUAUUUAUGAUGAGAAAGUUGAAUUAUGGGGAGCCGAAACCUACGAAAAUGACUUUGACUUUAGCCGACCGGUCUAUCACUUAUCCUUAUGGAGUCUUGGAAGACGUGUUGGUAAAGGUUGAUGAUUUAAUUUUCCCACAGAUUUUGUCAUUUUGGAUAUGCUGGAAGAUUUCGAAACACCAUUAUUAUUGGGGAGACCGUUCAUCGCUAGGGCAUAACGUUGAUUGA